Messenger RNA from Nestor notabilis (Kea), 2913 nucleotides. Its product is annotated as striated muscle preferentially expressed protein kinase-like. Lineage: Eukaryota; Metazoa; Chordata; Aves; Psittaciformes; Psittacidae. The record is from RefSeq and is a predicted model, not a curated record. Gene Ontology annotation, biological process: muscle cell differentiation; protein phosphorylation. Gene Ontology annotation, molecular function: ATP binding; protein kinase activity; protein binding.
UGCAAGAUGCAUUUUGACGGGCGCAAGUGCAAGCUGCUGCUCACCUCCGUGCACGAGAACGACAGCGGGAUCUACACCUGCAAGCUCAGCACUGCCAAAGAUGAGCUGACCUGCAGCGCCCGGCUGACAGUGCAGCCCUCUGUGCAGCCACUCUUCACCCGCAAACUGGAGGAUGUGGAUGUGGUGGAAGGGCGGACAGCACGGUUUGACUGCAUGAUCAGCGGGACUCCCACCCCGACGGUCACCUGGACCCAUUUUGGUAAUCCCCAACCCCAAGAGCUUGCCAAGGGCCCUGCAGCGAGACCUCUCCACAUCUCCUUGGGGGCUGCACCCAAGGGCUGGCAACCAGCUGGGGCUGGGAGAGGUGGCCAUGUGGAAUGCUCUGCUGAGCUCUACGUGGAGGAGCUGCGGCCAUCUGCCACCUCCCAGAUCUCCAAGUUGGAGAAGAUGCCAUCCAUCCCGGAGGAGCCAGAGCAGGUGGAGAUGGAGACAGAAUGCUUUACCAUGCCUGAUUUCCUGAAACCACUGCACAACCUGGACGUGGUGGAGUCCAAGGAGGCUGUGCUGGAGUGCCAGGUGGCCGGGCUGCCCUACCCCUCCAUCACCUGGUUCCACAAUGGUUCCCGCAUUGAAAGCACUGACGACCGCAAGAUGAUGCAGUAUAAGGAUAUCCAUCGCCUGGUGUUCACAUCUGUCAGCCACACUCACGCAGGUGUCUAUAAAAGCGUGAUUGCCAACAAAGUGGGGAAGGCCACAUGCUACGCACACCUCUAUGUCACCGAUGUGGUGCCAACCCCUCCGGAUGGGCCCCCCACCGUGGCCUCAGUGACUGGCAGAGCCAUCACACUGACCUGGAACAAGCCCAAGUGGCUGGACACUGCCAUAGAUCCCAAGUCAGUGACCUACACAGUGCAAAUGCAAGUGCUGGGCACGAUGCAGUGGCUGGUGCUGGUGGCUGGUGUGCAGGGCACCACCUACACGGUGCAUGGGCUGACCAAGGGUGCCCAGUACCUCUUCCGUGUCAUCACUGCCACCCCCAAGACCAACAGCAAGCCAUCCCCACCUGUGGGACCUGUGCAGCUCCUGGACCGGGGUAAGAAGGGCAGUGAGGCCCCAGUCAUCCUGGACAAGCCAGAUGUGGUGUACGUGGUGGAAGGCCAGCCAGCCUCCAUCACCAUCACCAUCAAUCAUGUGGAGGCCACUGUCACCUGGAAGAGCUGCUGUGCCUGCAGGGGCAGGCAGGUGCUGGGGGAGCUGGAGGGCGUGUGCGAAGCAAUGAUGCCGGACGACGACCAGCACUGCCUGCAGCUGCUGUGUGUGGGGCACGGGGCUGUGGGGCCACUGACCUGCGAGGUGAGCAACCGCCACGGCACUGCCCGCUGCACCCUGCACCUCCACCUCGCAGAGGCACCACGCUUUGAGUCCAUAAUGGAGGACAUCGAUGCCCAGGAAGGGGAGACGCCACGCUUUGCUGUGGUGGUAGAGGGGAAACCACUGCCAGACAUCAUGUGGUACAAGGAUGGGGAGCUGCUGGAGGAGAGCAGCCACCUGAGCUUCGUAUACGAGGACAACGAGUGCUCCCUGGUGGUGCUGGGUGCUGCCGAGCCCGACAGCGGUGUCUACACCUGCACGGCCAAGAAUCUGGCUGGGGAGGUGUCCUGCAAGGCAGAGCUGGUGGUGCGGGCAGCCCAGCCUGCUGCUGAUGCCGCCAUGGAGGAGGAGCUGCACAAGGCGCGACACCUGACUGACUAUUAUGAUGUGCAUGAGGAGAUUGGGAGGGGGGCCUUCUCCUACUUGCGGAGGGUGACGGAGAAGAGCAGCCGUCUGGACUUCGCUGCCAAGUUUGUCCCUGGGAGGACCAAGGCCAAGCAGUCAGCACGGCGGGAGCUGCACAUCCUCUCACAGCUGGAUCACGAGCGCAUUGUCUUCUUUCACGAUGCCUUCGAGAAGAAGAACGCUGUCAUCAUGGUCAUGGAGCUCUGCGCUGAGGAAGAGCUGCUGGACAGGAUGGCAAGGAAGCCCUCAGUGUGCGAGUCUGAGGUCCGGUCCUACAUGCGGCAGAUCCUGGAGGGGCUCUGCUACCUGCACCAGCACAUGGUCCUCCACCUGGACAUCAAACCAGAAAACCUCCUGAUGGCGGAUUCGAGCAGCGAGCAGGUCCGGAUCUGCGACUUUGGCAAUGCACAGGAGCUAACACCCAAGGAGCCCCAGUACUGCAAAUACGGCACCCCCGAGUUUGUGGGCCCCGAGAUCGUCAACCAGAGCCCUGUCUCGAGCGUCACUGAUGUCUGGCCUGUGGGGGUCAUCGCCUACCUCUGCCUGACAGGGAUCUCCCCUUUCGUGGGGGAGAACGAUAAGACAACGCUGAUGAACAUCCGCAACUACAAUGUGGCCUUUGAGGAGAGGAUGUUCCAGGGGCUCACCCGGGAAGCCAAGGGAUUUGUCAUCAAAGUGCUGGUCAAUGACAGGCUGAGGCCCAAUGCGGAGCAAACCCUGGAGCAUCCCUGGUUCAAGACUCUGGCCAAGGGGAAGAUCAUCAGCACUGACCACCUAAAGCUCUUCCUCUCCCGUCGGAAAUGGCAGCGCUCACAGAUCAGCUACAAGUGCAACAUGGUGCUGCGGCCAAUCCCGGAGCUGCUGGAGGACACAUCCAACCACCUCUCCAUCGCUGUGCCCCGGCACCUCAAGGAGUCACCAGCACUGUCAUCCUCCUCAGACUCGGAUGACCUGGACGAGCUGCCCUUCAUCCCCAUGCCACACCAGGUGGAGUUCUCCGGCUCCCGCAUGUCGCUCAAUGAGAUCCCCACAGAUGACGAGGCCAUUGGACCAUCUGAGGGGGCAUGGCUGGAGGAGGUCACACCAGAGGAUGUGUCUGCAAUGGAGUGGCAGAGCCAGGGCACAGGGAAGCCCACG